Messenger RNA from Folsomia candida, 1467 nucleotides. Its product is annotated as ADP,ATP carrier protein 2. The record is from RefSeq and is a predicted model, not a curated record. Gene Ontology annotation, cellular component: mitochondrial inner membrane. Gene Ontology annotation, biological process: mitochondrial ADP transmembrane transport; mitochondrial ATP transmembrane transport. Gene Ontology annotation, molecular function: ATP:ADP antiporter activity. The transcript has 5 exons. The coding region runs from base 151 to 1329 and encodes 392 amino acids. NCBI's taxonomy places the organism in Eukaryota, Metazoa, Arthropoda, Collembola, Entomobryomorpha, Isotomidae.
UACAUAUAUCAUAUCAUGUCAUAGCCAUCACAAACUAAUAUAUAUGAUUUCUUGUAUGUAUGUACAUAUACAUAUGAACACGUGGGGCAAAUAUAUCCACAAUGUUCGUUUUACGUUUUUUUGGUAGAAAAAAAUAUAUACAGCGAUAAGAUGGAAUAUAAUUGUUGGCAGGGUAACGACCCCCCUAAAAACAAGUCUGACACAGACUGUUGGAAAUUUUUAUUCUGUGGGUCGCCAAAUCCAAAAUUUAUUUCCUUCUGUUGCGGUGGUGGUUGCGAUUUGACGACUCCAAACACAAACCAACCACUCAUCUUAUACCAAAUAUUUUGUUGUAAAGCACAUAAAGCAACUUUAGAAGAAUUGAAGAUGGGUUUGGACGUCAAAUCUUUCCUGAUGGACUUUGUGGCCGGUGGGGUCUCAGCUGCAGUUUCAAAAACAGCAGUGGCUCCAAUUGAACGAGUGAAACUUCUUCUACAAGUUCAGGCGGUAUCGAAGCAAAUUUCGAAGGAGAACCAGUACAAGGGAAUGAUUGACUGCUUCGUUCGUAUCCCUAAAGAACAAGGAUUCCUCAGCUUUUGGAGAGGAAAUCUCGCUAACGUGAUCCGAUACUUUCCAACCCAAGCACUCAAUUUUGCUUUCAAGGACAAGUUCAAAAAUAUUUUCCUCUCUGGAGUGGACAAGAAGACGCAGUUUUGGCGUUAUUUCCUCGGAAAUCUGGCAUCCGGAGGAGCAGCCGGUGCAUCAUCGUUAUGCUUUGUGUAUCCAUUGGAUUACGCCCGAACGCGUUUGGCUGCCGACAUUGGCAAGAAAGGUGGGAAAGGUGGGAAAGCAGAGCCUGGACCUGGCAAAGCGAGAGAAUUUACCGGCAUGGGUGACUGUAUCAAGAAAACGGUCAAGUCGGACGGUUUAUUAGGACUGUAUCGAGGAUUUGGUGUCUCUGUGCAAGGAAUUAUCAUCUAUCGAGCUUGCUAUUUUGGAUUUUACGACACUGCCAAAGGAAUUCUCCCUGAUCCCAAGAACACUCCACUCGUCGUGUCCUGGGCCAUUGCUCAAUGUGUCACCACAAUCUCUGGAAUUGUAUCGUAUCCAUUUGAUACGGUUCGACGACGAAUGAUGAUGCAGUCAGGUCGUCCCGUGGCCGAGCGACCCUACAAGAGCACGAUGGAUUGCUGGAGAAAAGUUGCGGCUCAGGAAGGAACCGGAGCAUUCUUCAAGGGAGCGUUCUCCAACGUUUUGCGAGGAACGGGAGGUGCAUUUGUUUUGGUGUUGUACGAUGAAGUGAAGGAGAUUUUCUUCCCAGGCUCUACCUCAGGCUCCUCAGGCGAAUGAAGGAUAGUUUACUCAAUCCCUUGCAUUUUGUAAUCUCAAAAUCAACUGAAUUCGACUAAAAUGUUUCAAAUUAUUAUGAACCAGAAAUUAAGCACUUGUUAAAUUCUCUGAGCGAAUAAAUCAAUGGUUUAAAGCAAA